AUGAUAUUAGGAAAGUUACCGGGAGACAAAAAGGAACUGAUGGAGACAUUUUCAUUCAAGUCUGUUUUCAUUUUCCUUUUAGCUUUGACUGUGAUGGUGUCUGUAACAGUCCAGAAUGUUGAGGCGAAACGUAUGUUACAGGAAGAAACGUCUCUGCCCUUGGUUGAUCUCGAAGCUUCAAUGCCGACAAUUAAGCCACUAGGAGGGGGUUUUGGUUUUUGUACGAAAGACUGCAAAGAGUUAUGUUUUGGUACCGGUUGUUAUUGCGUAUGUCCUAAACCUCCAGCAAAUAAAUAA
Eruca vesicaria subsp. sativa (arugula) is the source of this 297-nucleotide messenger RNA. NCBI's taxonomy places the organism in Eukaryota, Viridiplantae, Streptophyta, Magnoliopsida, Brassicales, Brassicaceae. The record is from the annotation of a GenBank genome assembly.